Molecule: messenger RNA, 594 nt
Organism: Populus trichocarpa (black cottonwood)
Lineage: Eukaryota; Viridiplantae; Streptophyta; Magnoliopsida; Malpighiales; Salicaceae
Product: mitochondrial outer membrane protein porin 2
Exons: 4
Coding region: 1-594 (197 amino acids)
Biological process (GO): monoatomic anion transmembrane transport
Cellular component (GO): mitochondrial outer membrane
Molecular function (GO): voltage-gated monoatomic anion channel activity
Source: RefSeq, a predicted model, not a curated record
AUGGAGAGAGUGACAGGGAUUGUUUUUAGGGUUUUGAUAGAAAGAUACUUUGAUUCGCAGCAGGAGCAGAGCAGGGAGGGGAGCGUUCGAGGGAAGGUAGAAAAACCGUCCUCUAAGGCGUUUAAAAGGAAGGCCGAUACGGUGACAGCCGACUUCCUUCUCGCUGUUGGAUUCCUCACGACCCUUGCUGCAUAUUUUUCCAAACUUGGAGAUCGCCUUAAAGAAGGUAUUGUCACAGAAUUAGAUUUCGGGGAGACCCAUACUGCCAUUGAAGCCAAAGUGGAUACGUUCUCAACAACCCUCGCAUGUGAGAGAACAUCGCCAUUCACGAAGAAUACAAUUGAGUUGAGAUUGCCACAUGAGAACACUAGCAUGUAUCAUCUUCGAUCCUUCCACGAAUAUGCAACUUUAGCCACAUCUGUUCCUUCGAUCAACGAUGCAGCAACUGAAACUGAGUUUUCCACAACUGUUGGUACUCCACACGUUGCAUUUGCAAUGGGAACAAAGUACCAUACUACUUCUAGACAAUUUAGCAUGUAUGACGCAGGCUUUUGCAUCACAAAGCCGAAUUGUGAUGUAUCAAUUACUUUGUAA